AUGUCUACAGCUUCCCCUCUCCACCACGGUCACGGCAAUGGCAGCUAUGCCAACUCGCCCGCUCCUACCGGCGUGACUGGCCGCGACGCUGGCGUCACGGCGGCUGCUGUCGCUGACUCGGCCGUCCGUUCCGGCUCGGUGCCUGCUUCGGCUUCCGGUAGCGCCCCAGGCUCCGCUUCCGGCUCCAUGUACGGCGAAGGACACGCUCACCACCCUGCCCACCACCACCACUCGGGUCAUCAUGCUCACUCGCACGGAGCGCUUGCCAGCCCCGUCAACGGUGGACACAGCUCGAGCUGGUCGCCCUACGGCUAUCCUUCGGCGCCCGUCUACGGCGGCAGCCCGAGCCCGUAUGGCCACAACGCCUACUCGCAGUACGCUAGCGGGUAUGGCUAUACCAACGGUGCCGCUCACCACGUUGCCACGGCCCCUACCACCCCUGCUGCCAACGGCACUACCUACCAUACCGGCGUCAAUGGCAUGAUGAUGCACCACGGACAGCACACUGGCUACGGAUAUGGCGGCCACCACCUCGGUUCGCACACACCUACCCACACGCAUAGCCACUCGUCUGCCUACUUCAUGAACGGGGACGGCUCUCACAGCCACCUUAAUGGCUCCACGCACCUCUCGUCUCCCUCGUACGCCUCGGCCCCGCAAUACUCGACCCAGCUGCCGCUCGCCGGACGACACCGUGUCACCACUACGCUCUGGGAGGAUGAGGGCACGCUCUGCUUCCAGGUCGACGCCCGUGGUGUCUGUGUUGCUCGAAGGCACGACAACAACAUGAUCAACGGCACCAAGCUGCUCAACGUCUGCGGCAUGUCGCGCGGCAAGCGAGACGGUAUUCUCAAAAAUGAAAAGGAGCGCAUCGUUGUCAAGGUUGGCGCCAUGCAUCUCAAGGGUGUUUGGAUCUCGUUUGCCCGUGCCAAGCAGCUGGCCGAGCAGAACGGCAUCGCUGAUGCACUCUACCCGCUCUUUGAGCCCAACAUCCAGUCGUUCCUGUACCACCCGGACAACUACCCCAGAACUGCGGCCGUCAUUGCUGCUGCUCAGGAGCGACAAGCGCAGCGUCAGCGCGCCCCUGGUAUGCCCAGCCCGGGCGCCAACGGCACUUCGCAAGCACCUCCUCUCAUGCGCGCCAACACUACUCCAUCCAACGGCGACGCGUCGGGGUUUGGUAGCGGGCUGAGCAGCAGCACCAGCUGGGCUGGCUCUCACGACCAGGGCCACGCCUCUGCUCCCACCACCACUCAGCCCUCGCCCUCGUCUUUGCACAAUGGUGCUGCCACGCAGAUGCACAUGAGCCUCUCUAACCACGGCACCUCUUCGCCCACCUAUUCGCAACAGCAGCAGUACCCCAUGACCGCCGCACAGCAGCUGGCUCGACCUCCUGCCGGCGACCGACGUCACUCGACACCCAUCACGCUAAACAACGUUGCUCAGGCUGGCCACGCAGACAACGCAUAUGGCGCUGCCAACCUCGGUGCAGCCGCCAACGGAGGUCUUGUCAACGGAGCUCGCAAAGUCUCCGGCCUGAAGCGCUCCUGGAACGAUGCCGAGGACUUCAACGGUUCCGCCACGGCCUCUCCGUCGGAACGCGACAUGCAGCGAAGCGGCAGCGGUGGUUCCAACGGCUACAAGCUUGAGGGCGAUGACUCGCACAGUCCCGACACGUCGGACGACCGUCUUGCCAAGAAGGCCAAGGGUCUGUCCCAGCGCGGAGGCGUUGCUGCCACUGCUACUACUGGCAUGUCUUCGCUGUCGAGCAACAUGCUCAUGGGUGUCGGCAACGGCAACGGCAUCCACCACGAGUAA
This is a messenger RNA of Sporisorium graminicola, 1818 nucleotides long. RefSeq lists its product as uncharacterized. Gene Ontology annotation, cellular component: nucleus. Bases 1 to 1818 code for a protein of 605 amino acids. Gene Ontology annotation, molecular function: DNA-binding transcription factor activity; sequence-specific DNA binding. The transcript has a single exon. The record is from RefSeq and is a predicted model, not a curated record. Gene Ontology annotation, biological process: positive regulation of transcription by RNA polymerase II. Lineage: Eukaryota; Fungi; Basidiomycota; Ustilaginomycetes; Ustilaginales; Ustilaginaceae.